This is a messenger RNA of Aspergillus ibericus CBS 121593, 980 nucleotides long. RefSeq lists its product as uncharacterized. The transcript has a single exon. The record is from RefSeq and is a predicted model, not a curated record. Bases 227 to 484 code for a protein of 85 amino acids. Lineage: Eukaryota; Fungi; Ascomycota; Eurotiomycetes; Eurotiales; Aspergillaceae.
GCGGGAAUAGCAUCAGUUCUCUCUAUCUCCCAACACCCAUCCAUCCUAGAUCACUUUGAUUAUACGAUCCAUCACCAACACCCCACCCCACCCCACCCCACCACCAAUCCCCCCCAAACACCAAAAUGUGCUUCACAACCCUCACCGACUCCCUAACCCUCACAAAAUCCAAAUCCAAAUCCAAACACAAAUCCCGCCACUCCCCCUCCCCCUCGCCCUCCCCACGAUGCCGCUCCCCAUCCCCCUGCUCCUCAUGCUCCUCAAACCCCACCAUCUCCAUCCCCGAGACAUCCCUCCGCCGACGACGAGACAGAGAGCCUUACAUCCGCCCCCCACCACGCAGCUACCCAACCCCGCCCCUUCCACGCCGGGAUUCAUACACGACCGUCACGAGAAGGCGGUAUCGGACGAUCGAGGAGACGUUUAUUCCGGUAAGAGUGGCGAGGCCGCCGCCCGUGGUGGUGGAUGUGAGGAGGUAUUGUGAUUGGGAUAGGAUUUGUGGGAGGGAGAGGGUGAGGGAGAGGGUGAGGCCUGGGGUUGAUGUGGAGGAGGUGGAGGUGGAGUGUGUGGGGGUUUUGGAGGAGCCGGUGGAUGUGGAUGUGGAGUGGGUUGUUAGGAGGGGGAGGGACAGGGAGAUGGGGAGGGGGAGGGGAAGAGGGCGAGGGUGUUGGGAGGAGAACGAGGUUGAGGAGGUGGAGGAAGAGGAGGUGGAUAGGAGGGUGAGGGUUGAGUAUAUUCGGGGUAGGUAGGGAGGCACAGUUAGGUGUAUAGGGAGGCAGGGCUGGGUUGAGGACGGGUUAUUGGCUUGUUUCUGGUUGAGAUGAUAAGACUGGUGUUAUGAGUUACUGGUCUAUGCGUGCUUGUGGUUCAUGAUCUUGGUUCUCUCUGAUUACUCGGAUACUAUGUUGGUAGUUGAUAUCCUAUUCUGCAUCACUCGGUUGAAUAAGUAUCCGGAUCUACAGAUAAACUUCUCCCGUCCA